AUGCCAUGGGCCGGCAUAGCUUUUGGGAUGCUGGACCCCCACUUUGAGAUUACACGCCUCAACAACGGCAAUCAGCUCAACUCCUCCUUCUCCUUUGACUUCCAUGGCGAGGACGGCAAGAACUACUGCAUGGUCUCGGAUAACCUGCUGGAGGUGAUUGUACAAAUGUUCAGCCUGUCCCCGGACUCUGUCGUGCUGCAGCGGCCGGUGGAGGAGGUUGACCCAUUUUUUGAGGGCACUUGGAUGAAGGGCUUUGGGAUCCUGUACCAUGACCAAAGCCAGGAGCCUCACAGAAUCAGCAUCCUCCUCAAUCCCGCUGCUGAUAGGAUUGGCGAGCAGCCUUUCAAUGCAACUUUCGAUGGUGUUCCCAUGGUGGCCCUGGAGGCACCGGGCCCAGUCCUCUGGAAGAGCCCUGAUGGCCUUGCCACUGUUGUGCGCGAGGCUGGCCGCAUCAACUCCCUCCUGGUCUCCAUCUCCGACCUACUUGAGAUGGAAGUCGUGACCGACUCAGAGAAGGAGCUGAUCGCUGACCCGCCCAUUCAUUUCCUGAACUUCAACUUCAGGAACAUUACCACCACUCCCAGUGUGCAUGGAUUUCUCGGGCAGAUGUUUGCGCCGGGGGCUAUUGCAGAGAGACUGGACAUGGGUACCCUCGAGGGCUUACGUCACCGAGAGUAUGUGGAGGGUACUGAUGACGACUAUGCUGCCUCGAGUUUGACCGAGGCAGACUGCAGUUUCAGUCGCUUUGGCAAGGGAGCCGAGAACAACGAUGCCGGUGAACUGGCUGGUGCGUCGGCUGGGUUGCCGCACGCUGUCUCGUCCGGCCGCCGUCUCCUCAGGCUUUAG
Molecule: messenger RNA, 846 nt
Organism: Klebsormidium nitens
Lineage: Eukaryota; Viridiplantae; Streptophyta; Klebsormidiophyceae; Klebsormidiales; Klebsormidiaceae
Source: the annotation of a GenBank genome assembly